Calliphora vicina (urban bluebottle blowfly) is the source of this 977-nucleotide messenger RNA. Its product is annotated as keratin, type I cytoskeletal 9-like. Bases 1 to 834 code for a protein of 277 amino acids. The record is from RefSeq and is a predicted model, not a curated record. The transcript has a single exon. NCBI's taxonomy places the organism in Eukaryota, Metazoa, Arthropoda, Insecta, Diptera, Calliphoridae.
AUGCGUGCUUUUAUCGUCUUAUGUUUGGUAGCUGUGGCUUGCGCCGACAAAUUGGGAUACAACUAUCAACCCGUUGGUCAUUCUGACAGUGGAUUGUCUUUCGGUCCUGGAUCUGGCAGCAUCGGUGGUGGCUUAGGAGGACUUGGCAGCGGUUUAGGUGGUGGUAGCCUCGGUGGUGGUUUAGGCGGUCUUGGAGGUGGCAGCCUCGGUGGUCUCGGUGGUGGUUUCGGUGGUCUCGGUGGUGGCAGCCUCGGCGGUGGUAACCUCGGUGGUGGUUUCGGUGGUCUCAGCGGUGGCAAUGAUGGUGCUUCUUAUGAAGGUCCAUCAUACACUGCUCCCGCUGAAUUGGAAAAGGAAUUCUACACUUUCUCUGCCCCCGAAGGUGAAUUCGAUGAUGCCAACGCCGCCCAAAAGAUUGCCGGUAGUGUGAAACAAGGUCUCCGUGUUGUCUUCAUCAAGGGACCCGAAAACAAGGGACUCGAAGAUGCUGCCCUCGCUUUGGCCAAACAAGCUGCCGAUCAAAAAACUGCCAUCUAUGUCCUCAACAAGCAAGCCGAUAUUGGAGAUUUGGCCAACAGACUCAAUGCCCUCAACAAGAACAGCAACAACAAGCCCGAAGUACACUUUGUCAAAUACCGUACCCCUGAAGAUGCCGCCAACGCUCAAAAAGCCAUCCAAGGCCAAUACGAUGCUUUGGGCGGACCUUCUCAAUCUCACAAUGGUGGUGUUGCUCCCGUUCUUAACUUCGCUUCUCAAGCUCCCGUCCACUCUGCUCCUGCUGCUCAUGCUCCCGGCAACGCUUACUUGCCUUCUUCAGUCUUCCGUCGUUUCUAAAUAGUAAACUGACUAUUUGUCUAACUAUAGAUAGUUAAUGUUACUUUAGGACUGAUAUAUUUGUUAAGUUUUUGUUUUGUUGAAUAAUGAUUAAUUACACACGAAUAAACCAAAUUUUAUUUUAAAAAAUUAUAAAAAAAAAA